This is a messenger RNA of Echinococcus granulosus, 375 nucleotides long. RefSeq lists its product as hypothetical. Lineage: Eukaryota; Metazoa; Platyhelminthes; Cestoda; Cyclophyllidea; Taeniidae. The coding region runs from base 1 to 375 and encodes 124 amino acids. The record is from RefSeq and is a predicted model, not a curated record. The transcript has 3 exons.
AUGGCGUUCAAAUCAACUGGUAAUUCCACUACACGUUCUAAUUUUGCACGACAGUCAAUGACAUUUGCACAGCCUGGGAGAGAACCGAUCACUAGUUUUCCUCAAUUGACAAACAGGGUUCUGAUUCAUAACAUAUUCAUCUUACAAGAUUUCAAUUUUGCGCUUCUCUCAUUUAGUAGCAUGUAUGUCAGAAAAGCCUGGUGUAACAUAUCUGCUGAAAUGACAGUCACAGAACGGUCUAACUAUCCCCAGUUGCAAGUUGGUUUUCAGAGGACAAAUAAACAAAGUGCAUUGUCAAAUGUAUUGACUAUAGCUAUUGACUUUGUGCUAUACGAAAUAUUAAUUCCAAUUUAUUUGCAUGAAUAUUCUAAAUAA